Molecule: messenger RNA, 4984 nt
Organism: Megalobrama amblycephala (Wuchang bream)
Lineage: Eukaryota; Metazoa; Chordata; Actinopteri; Cypriniformes; Xenocyprididae
Exons: 20
Coding region: 263-4984 (1573 amino acids)
Source: RefSeq, a predicted model, not a curated record
UCAUAACAGAGAGAAGUCUAUGCUGGAUAUCACUGACACCGGUGCGAACACCUGACGAGAGGAAAAAACUGUACUUAUACGGCACGUCAUUAACAGCAGUUUAUUUUUUUUAAUAUUAUUUUUUCUUCAGGUUAUUGAAUAUCACAUGGAAAGAGCUCUUUGCUAGGAAUAACCUAGCAAAAUGUCUUCAUUAUAUCAAACGCAUCGGACCCAAUAACGAUACACUACAUUCAACCCAGGCUAAACCAGAACUUCUCGUCUGAUGGCCUCCUUCUUAAAACAGUUAAGACUUCUCCUCUGGAAAAAUGGCCUCAGUGUCAUCCGGCAGCCAGGCUGGUCACUGGCUCUCCUUGUCUGGCCACUUGUGAUCUUUAUCAUCUUGGCGGUCACCCGUUCACAGUUCCCUCCAAAACUCAAAGACACCUGCUAUGUCGCGCCGAAAAACCUUCCGAGCACCGGAUUCUUCCCUUUCCUGCAAACGCUCAUGUGCAGCACCGACAGUUCAUGCACGGGCAAAUCCUACCUAACAGAAGGACAGUCCAAAUCACGCUCGUACGCAGGUCAUCGUCACCGCAGGGAUGUUGAAUCUCACAGUCUAUCAGCACUGCUCCAUGGUUUACCUCCAUUGGCCCAUCUACAGAAGGGAGGACUGGUUCACUCAAUCCUGAAAAGAGAUACAUCAGAUCACCCAGAGCUCCUAGAGAUAUGGGACAGAAUGCUCAAUUCCAGCCUUCAAAACAUUCCAAAUGUGACUUCAGUUGUGCAAGCUUUUAACAACACUGUACUGGUUGAUCAGACAAUGGAGUCUGUUUGGGAGUCAGUGAACAUCCUGAAAAAAUCCUUAUGCAGCUUCUCCAUGAAUGCCAUCAACACAUCAUCUGGUACCCAGGAUUUCUUCACACAAGGCUUGAUAAACUUCUGCAGCUCUAAUGAGACAGUUCUAGAAGCGUCCUUAUUAACCCUGAACCAGGUACUGACAGAACUACUGCUCAGUAACCCGACAGAAGUGUUCGAAUUGAUUGGAGGGACUGUGGCGGUCCUAGAUAGUCUUCAACAGGAGCCGUCAGUGUGGGACUUCAUGCUUGGCCUGCCUGAUCCUUUCCUGAAGCCUACAGAUGAAGAGAAACUAAAAUCUGGGGCAGCGGAUUUGGAGAAUCUUAAGAAUGCCUUGACAUUCCUCCAGAAGACUAUCCCACAGGCCAACAUCUCUACUGCAGUCACAAACCCAGUCAUCAAUAAAGGCAUUGGCUUUCUCAACUACAUGGGUGCUUGGAAAGGGAGAGAUGUGUAUGUCAAACUGAGUGAUGUUAUGAGCCCAAGCAGCAUUGAUGUAGUCAGCUCAGACUUAAAGGACCUUAUCAACCAAAUCCAGAUUCCUCUUGACAAGAUUCCAGUGCUGUUCAUUGAGGAAGACUUUCGCACCUUUCUGUGUGAGCAUAACAUCACAGCCUCCUAUUGUUGGAGUUGGGAAGUGGGCCAGAUAUUUCAAGGGAUAAAUACAUGGAAGGCUGUUGAACAGGUGCUUUUGGCCUGGAGUCAGACCUCUGCCUCAGCGGACCUGGCGUUCACUAAGGAGGUUUUCAGCAGCUUGCUGGGCCUAGUCUCUCCAUCGAGCAUGGAUGCUGUUCUCAAACACAGCAGGUCACAGCGCAGCAGUGACGCCCAGCCACAGAGCUUAGGGGAACAAUUAAUCUUCGGAUUAAGCAGUACAGCAUUUGAUUUUCUACAAGGGAUGCCAGGCUGGGAAUACAUUCAGACUUUCAUGAUGGGUGGCCAUUCAUCCAUGCAAGUGGCAAGGGUUGCAAUGGAAGCACAGCUGUUAUUCAUUGACGUGGUCCUGAGGGAUGCCCAGUAUGUACAGGAGGUCUUCCUUUCUCUAAUGCAGAAUGAGACAUUUGCUAAUGCCUGGGCUGACCAUGGCAUGGACUCUAUUGUUCAAACAGUGGCUAAGGUUCUAGAAGGUCACACUAGCUGCAGAGAACUGUCUGCUCCCUGGGCUUGGAUUUCAGCAUACAGCUCUUUAGACCCUCAGUUGUGGGGCACUCUAGUUUGUUCUGGGAAUGACACAAGUCUUGAGCAAAUGCUGUUAACACCAUUUUUGCCUGUAAUCGAGAAGGUCCAACAGUUGGUUGGUGUCGUGAAUGGAACUGUAAUGUACAAUGUAACACCCUCCAUUCUUAUGGCGGAGUGGCACAGUCUAUACACAACCUCCAUGCAGUAUGGCUCUGCCCUCCAGAACUUGCAAACUGAGCUUAAUGAGGAAUAUUUUGCAGCUUGGAUCCCAGGGAACAUUUCAGUUGGUUUGCCUCAGAUUCUGUUGACCAGAGGUACUGAAACAUUUGAGACCAUGGGUUCUCUGCUAGAGCAGAGCUAUCUGUGGCCCUCCAUGGAACCAUAUUUCCAUAUGGCUUAUUGGAUUUUGACCUACCAACCAAAUGCCACUGUAUCACCAAACUGCACUCUUACUUCAUCAGCUUUCACCUGUCAGACCGGCUUUACCUGGGAAACAGCUGUUCCACUGAUUCAGUCUUUGAUCUCUGAAGUGAUCUCUAAACCUGACAGCCUGCUAAGACCUAUCCAGGGAACAGUGGCUCUCCUCCAAAACAGUUACAUGGCACUUUUGCAGCAAAUCCUAGUCAAUAGCAUACCUAGUCAACUGCUUGGUAGUGACAUUUCACUACAAGACUUGUUGCUGAACCUCAUUAAUACAGUUGAAAAAGAAAUUCAGCUCCUCUCCAACAUUGAGUCCACACAGCAGUUUGACACUCAACUCUCACUCAAUUUGUUAAAUGACAUCCUGGAGGCUCUUGGACUGGGGCAGAUAGAGAACCUGUUGUCAGGAGGAUCCCAGACAACCAUUGUGCACCCAGUGAUCAUGGACAUUCUUCAGGUCUUCAACAACAGGUCCAACCAGAUGUUAAACAGUGAGGAGGGUUUUGCAGUUCUUCAGACAAUUUUGAGCCAACUUGGAGCCAUUUUGCCUACAGAGCAGCAGUAUCAGUUAGAAGCAGGCCUAAAUAAGACUCAUGCCCUCAUUCGAGAUCUGGAGAUCUGUUCAGCUCUUGGCCAGAACUGUGUAGCUGAUGUCCAGAAUGUAUUUGAAUUUCUUGGUGCAAUGCUUGCAUUCGAAAAUAACAUCACCAUCCUAAUGAAACCUCUUCAGGGUAACAUGACUCUCCCUGUUGUAGUUGAUGUGCUCGCUCUGUUCCUGCCAUGGAACAUGUCCUGGCCAUCAGAAGACUCCAUGGAAAUUGUGAGGAAGGUUCAACAUCUUCUCGAGCAGGCUUAUGCAUCUCAUGUUUUCAACAUCAGUCAAGGACUACAAGCCUCCAAUCUCACAAUCUUUGAAUUAGCACAAAUCAAUUCUACAAUUCUUUAUAGAUGGUCACCGUCGGUACUGCAGACUCUGAAUAUGGCCGUUCAAAUCACACAAUGCUUGAACACUCAAACCACAGAAUCUCCCCAAUGGCAUUCUGCCAGUGGAGAAGCCAAAUGUGUCCUUCAGCUCAUUCAGAGUGCUUCUGCUUUACUUGAAGUAAUUCCAGUGGCAGAGAACACUCAGAUGAGUCUUAAAGAUUGGCUUAACAUCACUAUGGUAGAGUAUCAGAAACUAAGUAACAUGUCUAGUUCCGGAUCUGACCCACUUGCAUUGACAGAAGAGGUGCUGAUAACAACACUGUCAGCAAUCAGACAGAACCUUCAGUAUCUCGGUGUAGAGAACAUAUCUGAUAUUACAAAUGAGCUAAACAUUCUGGAAGACCUCUUAAAAAAGGUAAUCAGAGAACCGUAUCCAUACCACACCAUUAACUCAACAUUGAUGGCACAGGGGCAGUAUGCACAGAAGGUGUAUGGAGAUAUCAUACUGUGGUAUCUAAACAAGCUUGGAAAUGCCACCAGUGGCAGUAUGUUUGCGGAGAUUCUCAAUCAACUGAUACACAUGGCAGAAAUGCAGGUGACACUUAUCAAUGCAGAGACAGAUAUGGCAACACUGGUGAUGAAUCAGAUCAAGAACUUGACCCAUGUGCAGCUUCCUCUGGAAGGCGAAGAUCUUGUACAAGUUGCCAAUACAAUUAUGGUUAUGCUGCAAGGUGAGCUGGAUCUGAUUAAAAGAAACCUUGAGCUUCAACGGGCAUUCUAUGAUUCUCUUUGCUUCCCAAUGAACAUUAGUAUUCCUGCUGAAAUUGAAGCUCAGAUCAUGACCUACCUUAGCUUGACAAGGGAGUGGGUCACUAACCCACAAGUGACAACGGCACUUGCUGCAAUUUUUCAAUGGGAAAUUAGCUCUGUAGAUAUCACAACACCUGGGGUGGAUCUUGAGAAGCUCCUCCAAGCCAUUACUCCCCUACUCCCUCCUAAAGAGAGAGAGUAUCUUGCUGUUGUUGACCAGGUCUCUCAGGCAGUAAAUUAUGCUCUGCAGGUGGCCAGCACUGAUGGUGGUCUCCAAAAUGAAAACUUCACCGAAGCCGCCAUAAGUGCUGUCAGAGUGAUUCUGGAGAGUAUUUCUAAUGAGACUGGUCUUCUACCUUGGGAGGUGGUUGAAAAUAUUCUUAGUGCUUUUAACAGCUCCCUUCAGCUGAUCCUGAACACCAAUAUGAGCUAUGCUCAAGCUAACAACCUCACACAGGAGACUCUCCAGAUGGUAGAAGGAGUGAUUCAUGCACUUCUGCCAGCAGAGGCAGCUGAGGUGUUGGUUCCCAUCACAAACAGCAUUCUCACCUAUUUGCAGACUAUCUCCCAACCUAGUGGACCUGACAAAUGGAAUGAAGUCAUUAUCAAUGUGAUAAAAGAAUUUCAGAAUUUCUUGCCAUCUAACAACACAGCCCAGCCUAUUGUAUCUGUGUUGAUGAAGGUCUCAGAAUUCAUUCUGAGCUCAAAUGAAGGCAACUUGACAAAGGACUGGAUUAUUAACCAACAACUGACAAUGGCACUUGCCAGAAUCUUCCAGGGGAAUGUUAGUUCUGCAGAUCUCACAACAACUGGGUAA